Gasterosteus aculeatus aculeatus (three-spined stickleback) is the source of this 1256-nucleotide messenger RNA. Lineage: Eukaryota; Metazoa; Chordata; Actinopteri; Perciformes; Gasterosteidae. The record is from RefSeq and is a predicted model, not a curated record.
AUUGGUCGGUCGUUGCUGUUGGAGCCGAUUGGUGCUCCAUGUAAACAGCGGGCCGAAGCUACUCGGUGGUUUCGGUAAAAACACGUUUAACAACCGUAGAGUUGGUUCGGUUCGAAUGAUUCAGCGACCCGUUCCGGUUCUGUAGCUUGGAUUCACGAGCACACCCAGCGGCUGCAGCGGUUUGGUGGAUCGGAGCAGUUGAAAUGUUUUUUUAAAGCGGGUUAGCUGGGUGCUAGGCUGCUAGCACGGCCCCUUUAUUCACCGUUAUUACACAGUAGUUUAUGAUAUAAAGACUACUUUGUACUCACGGCCCCGGUAAUGUCCCGGAACACCGCGUUACACCGUCAACUAACGGUCUGACUAUGCACCACCUCGCCCCGACUCCCGGUGAGGUGGGCGGGGCCCCGGCAGCCCACCUGCAGUGCCCCCUCUGCGGCCACUUCGCCAAGAGCCACGCCCACCAGCUUACCCACAUGGCAGCGGCCCACCCUGCACGUCUGGAAGGCGUGGCCGUCGGUCGCCUAGGUAACAUUGUGAUGUACCAAAGCGGCGCGAGGCUGUUCCACUGCGCAGACUGCUUCUUCACCUGCAGAGACUUCCCCAAACUCUACAGGCACCUCAUCUCCAGGCACUGUGAGGACCAGAGGGAGGGGCAGGCAGGGGAGACAGAUGCUCCAGGGAGAAAGAGGAGCAUUGAGGAGGAGCUGCCCCCCCCCCAGAAGGAGCGCGAUGAGAAGGUGCUGAUGUUUGAUGGCUCCGGCUACCGCUGUCUGAUUUGCGGCUGGAUGAGCAAGCUGAAAGCUCUGGGAGUGAACCACGUAGUAAGAAAGCACGACAUCCCCAAAGCCUACGCCUCCCAGGCCAUCAGGCGGGGCGCCUCCGCGCCUCCCCUGCCCACCGAGGAGGAGGGGGUGGGGGCUGGGCUUAGCGGCGAGCAGCUAAAGGAAGAGAUGGAGGCCACAGCCAAGGUGGUGCGCUUCAUCUCAAACCGCUUUGUCUGCCUGAUCUGUGGCUGGAAGACCAAACUGAAAGGCUUCGCCAUCAGCCACGUGGUGCGCUGCCACGACGUGGAGCGGCCCUACGCCUGCCGCCGCUGCUCACGCCGCUUCUUCCUGCCCAGCCGGCUGCAGCAGCACGUCAGGGCGGAGCACCGGCCCGGCCGCUACGCCUGCCCCUUCUGCUGCUUCAGGUCACACUUCCUGGGGGGGUUCAGGAGGGACCCAGCCCCUGCUCGCCUAAAACAUUAUAUCUUUUAA